This is a messenger RNA of Miscanthus lutarioriparius, 180 nucleotides long. The record is from the annotation of a GenBank genome assembly. NCBI's taxonomy places the organism in Eukaryota, Viridiplantae, Streptophyta, Magnoliopsida, Poales, Poaceae.
AUGGCUCAGCCUACACCAGAAGGGGGACAAUCAAAGACUCCUGCUGAAGUUUUUGCUCAUGUUUUGCCAUCAAGUAAAUUUCUUCGAAAUGUUGGCCUUGACACAGCAGUCCCCAAGAGAAGCGCUACUGCUGCUGCACGUGUACAAGAGCUGGAGGUUGAAGUUGUGGCUGAGAAGUAA